CGCGUUCAUUUCAACUUAACCCCCGCUCCGCGCAGACGCAAGGAGGCUGGCCGUGGUCCACUCAAGUCGUGGUGUCUCUGCGCAGCUUGCCACGACCGACUGGCCUCGACGGCGAUUGGGCCUUCAGGUCUAUCGUCUCGGCUGGGAAGUCAUGGUUAUCCACGCAGUCCACCACGACCGGACUCGGCUGCCUCCAAGUGUACCUGCCUCGAUCACUCGCGCCAAGCGCCGCACCCAGCGCCCUUUAUUAAAGUGCAUCCUCCAAGAAGAAGGACCACGAUGUAUUUUGUAAUAACAUAUUUGUGGCAGGUCCCCAGUACAUUACCCCAAUCGUCGAGGACAUGCUUGUAG
Molecule: messenger RNA, 351 nt
Organism: Saprolegnia parasitica CBS 223.65
Lineage: Eukaryota; Oomycota; Saprolegniomycetes; Saprolegniales; Saprolegniaceae
Exons: 2
Source: RefSeq, a predicted model, not a curated record